Aureobasidium namibiae CBS 147.97 is the source of this 582-nucleotide messenger RNA. RefSeq lists its product as uncharacterized. The record is from RefSeq and is a predicted model, not a curated record. The transcript has a single exon. Lineage: Eukaryota; Fungi; Ascomycota; Dothideomycetes; Dothideales; Saccotheciaceae. Bases 1 to 582 code for a protein of 193 amino acids.
AUGACGUUCGGAGUGAAACUCGAGAUGUUGGCCUACGCACCUCGCAAGAUUAACCCUAGAGACCACCUCACCAGUGCCCUCAAAAAGCCCAUCUCCCUUCGUUGCUCCCAUUGUGCUGAGGAUCACUCCUGGAAAUUGCCUGUCGAGGGUGUGCUCAAUAGCCAUGGUUUCGUCACCGCUUUUACUACUUGGACCAUCCACCGCGAUCCCUCAGUCUACUCUGAAAAGGACGAGGAAGCCCGGGUCAAGAGAGGCUCAUCGCAAUUUUACAGCCUCGAGCUCGUUUCAAGGGUCUUGAACUUCUGCAGCCUCACCCCCGAUCCCGUCGGUCAAACGUAUCCAUGCACCGGUGAGCUCUUCAUGUGGGACUCACAAACGGAAAUCAACGCUUUCAUCCAAAGAAUUCAUGAAGCUUUCUCAGGUGAAGGCUACUGCGUUGCUACCAACAAGAAUUGCGGUUUUCAUAUCCACUUCGGCAAUGGUAAGCGCCAGCCUCCUAUAAAGGCCGCCCUUGGUAUGGUUGGUGUCUUCGCCUGUCUUGAGCGACACUUUGAUCAGAUCUUCCCAGCAUCCAGGAUCUGA